This is a messenger RNA of Salvia miltiorrhiza (redroot sage), 1007 nucleotides long. Its product is annotated as MYB-like transcription factor EOBII. The coding region runs from base 92 to 703 and encodes 203 amino acids. NCBI's taxonomy places the organism in Eukaryota, Viridiplantae, Streptophyta, Magnoliopsida, Lamiales, Lamiaceae. The record is from RefSeq and is a predicted model, not a curated record. Gene Ontology annotation, cellular component: nucleus. The transcript is spliced from 3 exons. Gene Ontology annotation, molecular function: DNA-binding transcription factor activity; sequence-specific DNA binding. Gene Ontology annotation, biological process: regulation of DNA-templated transcription.
UAAAUUGAGCUCCACCUCUAUUGUACCCCUCAUUCUCUCUCUCUCCCUCUUUCUCUCUCUAACACAUAUAUGAUAUAUAUGAGACUCUCUCAUGACUAAGAUGGACAAAAGGCCAUGCAACUCACAUGAGCCUGAAGUGAGGAAAGGGCCAUGGACUAUGGAAGAGGAUCUCAUUCUUAUAAACUACAUUGCUAAUCAUGGUGAAGGUGUUUGGAAUUCACUAGCUCGAUCCGCCGGGUUAAAGCGCACCGGAAAAAGCUGCCGCCUACGGUGGCUGAAUUACCUCCGGCCGGAUGUGAGGAGGGGCAAUAUCACGGCGGAGGAACACCUUUUGAUUAUAGAGCUGCAUGCUAAAUGGGGUAACAGGUGGUCAAAAAUUGCAAAGCAUUUGCCUGGACGAACUGACAACGAGAUAAAGAAUUAUUGGAGAACUCGGAUUCAAAAACACAUAAAACAAUCUGAAAAUUUUACUACUUUACCUCUAAAUAAUAUGGAUCAAUCUACCUUCACAAACCAGGCUCUCUCCGGUUGCGUCCCUGCGGAUUAUGCAAUUAGCCAAUCAUAUACACCCAAUCCUGCUACUUCCUCCUUUCAGGGAAGUAUGCAAAAUUUUCAAGGCUCUAAUUUUCCCACUCAAUCAAAUGAUCACAAUAUUUGGAGCAUGGAGGAUUUUUGGUCAAUGCAGUUACUUCAUGGAGACUAGUUAAUAUAUUAAUAUAUAUUAUAUAAUUGUUGAGUCACUUCGAUUAUUAUUGUCUAUUUUAUAAAUUGUAUUUUGGCUUCUUCUUUUUUUUUCGUUUUAAGUUCUACUUAAUAUAUAUAGAGUAUAUAUAACACGUAAUGUACAUUGCCUCGACUAGUUGGAGAGUUUAGUAUGUACAUUUCUGAAAAUAUACGUGGAUAUUGAUUUACGUAUUGAACCGAGUGUUUUGAAAUUUAUUGUCUUUGUAAAGGUGUAUAGGGAAAUAAAAUUUAUUGAAUAUAAUGUAUUUGGAUGUUGCCAAUCA